Symbiodinium sp. CCMP2456 is the source of this 900-nucleotide messenger RNA. The record is from the annotation of a GenBank genome assembly. Lineage: Eukaryota; Dinophyceae; Suessiales; Symbiodiniaceae.
AUGUCUGUCGAAGCAGCCAUGGAGCAGAUAAUGCGCUCGGAGGACAUUAUGAGGAAAGUCGCGCCAGGUCUGGCAGCUGCAUUGGGGAAGCACGGAGUGCCACCCGAUCCUUGCAGCACUUGCCCUGCCUUUACCUCUGCCUUGGGCCCACCCGCUCCCACCCCAGACGCUCCUCCAGCUGUCGUGCGCCCAAACUACGGCCACGCAGCAAACAAAAUUCCUGAUGUCGGACAACGACGGCGCGAGCCGAAGGAUGCCGGACCAGCUGCUCGUUUCUAUGGCACUACCCCGCAGCCAGGAAGCACUUACUCGCUGCCGGUGCUCCAGCAAGCUGGAGCUCUUGCACAAGAGCCGCGAGGGCAUUUCAACGGGCUCACAGGCUUCGUACCAGCUAAUCAGCCUUGGCCGCGAAUGCACCUACAAGGCCCUGCCGUGCCGCACUUUCAGCAAGCCUGUCCGAGAUUGCAUCCAGGUUCUGCAGCACAAGAUGUCGCCCUGCCGUGGCCACGGAUGCCACGACCAGGCCACCUGACACGUGGCCCAGAGCCGUGGCCACCAGGCUGUGCUCUACGGAGUUUGCACCCAGGCCUUCUCGUGGAUGGCCAUCACAUGCUGCAGAAAGUUCAACCUCCCCAAGGAGUUCCUGUGCCACAUCCACUAGGUCACACUGCAGCUUCGAUGGGCUUAGAACUACCAGAAUCUGGGCAGCAAGGUUUAGGAGUCCAAGUCGGCCCACUGCCGGACCCGGCAGGCCUCAGCGUGUCAGAAAAGGUCUGCAAGGCCAAGAGCUCCCUGAGCACACCCCCACCACCGAGGCCCUCGGCUGCUUGUCCGGUCAACGCCCAGGACCUGGAGGCCUUCCUUGCCAGCAAGGCCGCCUCCGCAGGUGAAGAUGCCCAG